GCAUGCUGGGGCCGCCGUGCCUAGGGCGAGGCCUAACUCGAGACCAAAGCGCGGGACCGAUGAAACUACGCGAACCGAGAGGUUGUUCGCGCUGUGAGAGUUAAGUGAAGGAUGGUGAUCUCUGAGGAAUGCAAAAAGUAAAAAAGGCCCUCGGCAUUGCAAGGAGACUAUAGUGAAGUGAAAAAAAUCUAAGAUGAAGGCGGUUCAGACCGUCUGCAGGCAGCUUAGAAGUUCAAAGGGGUUUUUUGUAGAACCAGCCCCGUGUGUGGGUUUCUCCACUUCCUCUUACUCAUGUGGCCGGAGGAAAAAAAUGAACCCUUAUGAAGAAGUGGACCAAGAAAAGUACUCUGAUUUAGUACAGUCUGUCUUGUCAUUCAGAGGCAGUGCUCAGACUCCAGAAUCAUUGUUUGAGGAAGAUACUUUACUCUAUGGACCUGUGAGUAAGUGUAAACCCCCAAAGCAAGAUGGGGAAGCAAGAGUUACAGGAAACUGGUCUCCACUCUUCAAUCCAGAGAGAAGCUUAAAACCAAAUACAGCAAAUGAUGCUACAGUUCCUUUGAAAAUCCCUUUGCAAAGGAAUAAGAUACCAAGUGUGACCCGGGUCCUUCAGCAGACCAUGACAUCAGAACAGAUUUUCUAUUUGGAGAGGUGGAAACAGCGGAUGAUUCUGGAACUGGGAGAGGAUGGCUUUGCAGAAUAUACUUCAAACAUAUUUUUACAAGGGAAACGGUUCCAUGAAGCCUUGGAAAGCAUACUUUCACCCCAGCGGAACUUAAAAGAGAUAGAUGAAAAUCUCACAUCUGGCUACAUUGAAAGCAUCCAGCAUAUUCUAAAAGAUGUCAGUGGAGUUCGAGCUCUUGAAAGCGCUGUUCAACAUGAGACCUUAAAGUAUGUAGGUCUGCUGGACUGUGUGGCUGAGUAUCAGGGGAAGCUAUGCGUGAUUGAUUGGAAGACCUCGGAGAAACCAAAACCUUUCAUCAGAAAUACAUUUGACAACCCACUGCAGGUUGUGGCGUACGUGGGUGCCAUAAACCACGAUGCCAACUACAGCUUUCAGGUUCAAUGUGGCUUAAUUGUGGUGGCCUACAAAGAUGGAUCUCCUGCCCACCCACAUUUCAUGGACACAAAGCUCUGUUCCCAGUACUGGGCAAAGUGGCUUCUUCGACUAGAAGAAUAUACAAAAAAGGAAAAGAAACAGAAUAUUCAGAAACCAGAUUAGGGACAGGACACUAUUGGGAACAUUCAGCACUGUCUCACAGUUUGGGAAGAUAGAUCUCUGUUUACUAUGACCUAAAAUGGAGGUACCACAGGAUCUGAGAGCUAUAUUAGCACAGCAGAAGUAUUUGUUGAAACUUAUUGCAACCCAAAAGACUGAAAAGCCAGAAAAGUUUAGAUUUAUUGAACUGGACUUCACAUAAAAGAGCAACUAUUGCUACCUCUGACUGUCAUUUACCUGAAAAAAUGGCAAGCAGGAUUGAUUGGCACAGCAUUGGUGGCUCUUGUACCCCUCUGUGGACCUUCCUGUGUCCCAGGCAGGAUGCCCAGUCUUUGAACUGAAAUUGGAGGGCAGUGAGGCUUGGUGUUCCAAGCAUGUCCCCAGGGUGCAACAGGAGGGAAGGGGCCACACACCCCCAGGGUGUGUGUGGAGGGAGAACUCUCAUCAGCCACUACUACUGCCAAUGCAGUUCCCUAAAUGUUGUUUUAUAUAUUGGGGUUCUCUAUAUAUUUCUUUGAAGAAAAAAGCUUCUGUGUAACAUUUUUGAAAACUACAUAUGAUUCCUUACCCUUGAGUAAAAAUUGCUCUCUGGAGCAUAUUCACCGUAUCAUUAGCAAUACCCCUCGGCAUACCACCAAAUAACCCCCAAAAGUAGCCAGAUCCCAGCCUGAGACUUGUAAUUAUAGAUAUUUUAGUAGCUGUAUUCUACUUUGAGUCAAUGAAUCAUGUCCCUAGAGAAAAUGUAUCAUUUGUGGGAUUUUUCAGCUAUGGGGAGUAUUAAUACAAUUUAUUAAUUUUUUGGUUUUAAUAACUAAUAAAUAUUAGUUGUCACUGGGUUUGGGAAACUUAAAUAAAACCCCUCUAUAGCCCUGGGAAAAGGUUCCUUGUUUAAUGGAGUGGGUUAGCAUUUAAGUUACAGUUACUAUCUUAAAAUCAUAGGGUGCUACAAUUACUUUUUUCUUUUAUUAGCCAUUAAUUGUAAGAAAUAAAAUACAAGA
Molecule: messenger RNA, 2214 nt
Organism: Hipposideros armiger (great roundleaf bat)
Lineage: Eukaryota; Metazoa; Chordata; Mammalia; Chiroptera; Hipposideridae
Gene: MGME1
Product: mitochondrial genome maintenance exonuclease 1
Exons: 5
Coding region: 194-1219 (341 amino acids)
Biological process (GO): mitochondrial DNA replication
Cellular component (GO): mitochondrion
Molecular function (GO): single-stranded DNA exodeoxyribonuclease activity
Source: RefSeq, a predicted model, not a curated record